AUAGGUGGUGUUUUUUUUUUUUUUUUUAUUAUAAAAUAGUGUGGUGUGUGUGUGUGACACUGUGUAUACAUAAAUGAACUCAAAAACAAUUCUUACAUUAUCGUAUAGAUGACACAAAUUUAUUUAUUUUUUGAGACAAACUCAUCUCAAAUACAAAAAAAAAACAUGAAUUAAUCUAAAAAAAAUUUAAAUUGAGAUGUCAGAAGAGACGACAUGUGAUUAAAAGAAGAAAGUCCGUGUGACGUAAUUUAUAAUUCUAAAUUGACUCUCUUGAAAGAUCAACUAUUUUUUUUUUUUUUUUAGUUUAUAAUUUUUUAUUUUAUUUUAAUGUUUUUUCGCGUUUUUUUUGUAAUAUAUCGGGGUAAACGGUUUUUGUAAUUAGCAUACAUUUUUUUUAACAUGCUGAAACAUAUUUUUUGAAAUGCAACAAAUAUUAUUAUAUCAUUUCCUUAAUUAUAUUUUUUGUGUAAUUAUUAUAUGAUUUUUGUGAUAAAAUAAAUAAUGGACAAUAUUUUAAACAGUAUGAGUUUAAUUCAUUCCUUAAGAGUUAUACCAAAAGCAUUUUUACGUACGUUAUUUGUUCUUUUAAAUAAUGCAUAUUGUAUACCCACAUAUGUAAUAUGGAUGAUUUUAUUAUUCCCGUUACGAAAACUCAAUCCAGAUGCAUAUUGGAGGAUAGAAGGAUAUUUUUUUCAUUGGUUGUUAGCGAUGGUUUCGAUGUGGUCAUGGAGUGCUGGAUACGACAUUGUAGAAAUGGGUGAUGAUAUACGAAAAUGUUUAGAUGAACGUACUUUAGUUAUUGUAAAUCAUCAAUCAACUGCCGAUGUGCCCAUGUUAAUGGCAUGUUUUAAUGCCAAACCUAAUGUAUUGCCUAAUAUUAUGUGGAUUAUGGAUAGAGUAUUUAAAUUUACUAAUUUUGGUAUUGUUAGUGUCAUGCAUAAAGAUUUUUUUAUUGUUGCGGGUAAAAAUACUCGUGAAAAGUCGUUACUAGAUUUAACAAAUCAUUUAUAUGAAGUAUUUAUACCAUUACAAAGAAAAUGGAUGGUAUUAUUUCCAGAAGGGGGUUUUUUAAGAAAACGUCGAGCCACAUCACAACGUUAUGCUGUUAAAAAUAAUUUACCUGUAUUAUAUCAUGUUACAUUACCUAGGAUAGGUGCUAUGAAGAAUAUCUUGAGUGUUAUGUCCCCAAAUGGUUUUGAAUCUGGGAAUAAUAAUGUACAACAAGAUGAUCCAAGACAAAUGAAUUUAACACCACUUGAUCGACUGACGUGGGUUGUGGAUAUAACUGUUGCAUAUCCAGAAGGUCAACCGUUGGAUUUACCAACAAUUGUUUUUGGAAAUCGGCAGCCGUGUAAAACACUAUUUUUUUAUAGAACUUAUCGAAUUGAAGAUUUACCAAAGGAUGAGGACAGCCUAUUUAAAUGGUUAUGUGCCCGAUUCGUAGAAAAAGAAGAAAUGCUAGAGACAUUUUAUCGUACUGGAUAUUUCCCGUACAGCACAUACUCAAAAACACCAAUGCCACCACAAGAAGUAUCACAAGAUUGUUUACGCUUUGUUAUGUUGCAUUUAUUUUUUAUUGCAUCAACGUAUAUACAUUAUCAAAUGUUUUAUGCAGCUUAUGAGUAUUACACAUAUCUAACGCACUAACGUUUAAUUCAUUUCGAAUUCUAAUUGUAAUUAUAGGGAAUAUUCAUGAAAUUUAUAUUUGGUUCAAAUAUUUAUCUUCCGUAACUUUAAUGA
Molecule: messenger RNA, 1740 nt
Organism: Chrysoperla carnea
Lineage: Eukaryota; Metazoa; Arthropoda; Insecta; Neuroptera; Chrysopidae
Product: acyl-CoA:lysophosphatidylglycerol acyltransferase 1-like
Exons: 6
Coding region: 502-1647 (381 amino acids)
Cellular component (GO): endomembrane system
Molecular function (GO): acyltransferase activity
Source: RefSeq, a predicted model, not a curated record